Messenger RNA from Symbiodinium necroappetens, 597 nucleotides. Lineage: Eukaryota; Dinophyceae; Suessiales; Symbiodiniaceae. The record is from the annotation of a GenBank genome assembly.
AUGGCCGUAACCCUCAUCUUCGAAGAGAAGUCUGUGGUCUUCGGGUGGACGGAGGGGACUGCAGCCAAAGAGUUCGGAACACAGCUGCGUUCAGCCGUUCAACAUCUAACAGGCCUCUCUUCCCUCGCCGAGCUGGAAAUCCUGGCAGACCGUCUUUCGCCAGAGCCAAGGGCAGAGAAGCUCUUGCUGCCGCCGCAGCGGAAAUGCCCCAGCGGCGCCAAGUUUCAGAAGGCCGGCGGAAGCCAGCUCCAAUUCCUGCAGAUGCUGGAGGGAAACAAAAACCCGAAGGCGCAGCUGGAAGAAGGUACAGUGCUCACCGCCGACGAAGUGGCAAGGCACAACCAAGUCGGAGACUGUUGGACCAUUUUUCAGGGCCGUGUCUACGAUAUUUCUGCCUACAUCGAUUUCCAUCCUGGUGGCAAAAAGCAGAUCAUGCAGGGGGCCGGGAAGGACAUGACUAGCCUCUUCCACAAGGCACACCCAUGGGUGAGUAUGGAAGGGCUGGUCGGCAAGCGUGGUUCCUGGAAGACGUGGCUCGUGCUCGCGCGUGCGACUCGAAUGUCUCACUCAGGCUGUGCCUUGGGCCGCUUAUUGUAA